UAUUUUAUUCUCAGAGUACAAUUCAGCCACUUCAGCAGAUAAACAGAGAGAAUUGUGAAAUUGUGAAACUGCUUACACGAAUAUAACCUAAGUACAAAAGUAUUAUUACCAAAUAGAAUAAUUUCGAAAGGAUAUGGCAAAUGAUCGAGAGGUACUCAGAGAGAUUUGGGAGGGAAAAAUUCCCGUUUAUUUUCAACUCGAUCCCGAGGAAGUAUGUGAAUUACAAGCCCCAGAUCCAUUUUAUUUAAUGGUUUCCAGAUUGAGUUAUUUCCCACUCUGUACAGAUAAGGUUAGAAAACAUUUUAUGAGACAUAUACAACAGGACAAACAGGAGAACGAAAUGUGGCUUGAAUUCAAUGGCAUCCCAUUGAAAUGGCAUUUUCCAAUUGGAGUUUUGCUUGAUAUUUACUCAAACGAUGUACAAUUACCUUGGAACAUUGUUGUGCACUUCGACAAAUUCCCCGAGAACGAUAUUAUGCACUGUCCGAAUAAAGAAGUCGUCGAAUCAUAUUUUCUGUCAUGCAUCAAGGAAGCUGAUGUAUUAAAACAUCGAGGCACGAUAGUCUCCAGCAUGCAGAAAAAAGAUCACAAUCAAUUGUGGCUCGGUCUCCUGAAUGAUAAAUUCGACCAAUUCUGGGCCGUGAACCGACGGUUAAUGGAAGUUAACAACUCAGACGAAGGUUUCAAAUACAUUCCUUUUCGAUGUUACAUAAGUGAAGAUCGAUAUGUUCAGAAAUUAGUGAAACCAGUCAACGAAGACGGCCAGAGAAAAACAUUGAAACACUUACUCAAUGAAGUAUUUCCUAACAAAACGGAUCUCGAAUUUCUAACACAUGGAAUUAAUCCUCCGUUGGAUACACCUCUUCAAUGGCUUUCUGAACAUAUGAGCUAUCCCGACAAUUUUCUCCAUCUUUGCAUGUCUUCUUCGUAACUGUCAAGCUUCAAAAAGAUACAUGAAUCAGUCUAACAAUACUUACACGUGAUGAAUAAGGCUUUCAUUUACUGGGAAGCAAAUCAAUAUUCAUUUUGAUGGAAUCUCAGGACCGAUUACAUUAAAUUUGAUUCAGAAAAUCGUCGACAAACCGCCAUAAAAUUAAUUACUUGUAUAUAACAAAGAUGCGUAACUCGACGAGAAAUCAUGGAAUUUGAAUGUGUAGAGUGAUAGUCGGUCCUGUUAAAAAUAUAACAGAAAUACUUAUACAUUUAUGUAAUCGUCGAUGAAUAGUUGUUAGUAGUCUAACGAAAAUUUGAUGGAAAAAUA
This is a messenger RNA of Fopius arisanus, 1261 nucleotides long. RefSeq names its product autophagy protein 5 (gene Atg5). Lineage: Eukaryota; Metazoa; Arthropoda; Insecta; Hymenoptera; Braconidae. Gene Ontology annotation, cellular component: cytoplasm; phagophore assembly site membrane; Atg12-Atg5-Atg16 complex. The transcript is spliced from 3 exons. Gene Ontology annotation, molecular function: Atg8-family ligase activity. The record is from RefSeq and is a predicted model, not a curated record. The coding region runs from base 134 to 931 and encodes 265 amino acids. Gene Ontology annotation, biological process: nucleophagy; autophagosome assembly; C-terminal protein lipidation.